UGACUCAACUUGACUCUGAGCAAGCCUUUUUCAAACUCCAACAUACAGGUCGAACGGGCUUCAGUUGUCUGGCGGUGAAGUCCUCUUCCUGUUAUCCUCUAUCUGUUUCGCAUGUUCCAAACGGCUCCGAAUCGUCUCAAACGCCUCAAGAAGCAUCGGAAUUCCUUGAAAAGAUAAACCGCCUUUUCGAUUCUUACAAGUCUGAGAUGCGAUAUCAAAAUACCCAGACAUACAACCCUCCGAGAAUGAGAAGAUUAAGAGAGAACGAAUCGGCAAGGAAGCUGAAGGGGAGUGAAAAUGAUGACGGGCGAAGUUAUGACGGCAGAAUCAGCCAGGUUCAGGGGAAGGACUUGAGAUCGACGCACUCCAGAAAAUCGUCCUUCACAACGAUCAGAGUAUCCUCCGAUCCUGAUGUUACACACGUGCAGAGUCUUCCGAGCUUUCAGAACGACUCAGACUCUUCUAACGCCCAAUGCACCUCCUCGGAUGAGUGCAGCAGUGUGAGCGAUUGGUAUCCGACUACCGACGCUAACGACUGGCUCCAUUCAUCACCUUCGACAUCUCCCACGCCAUCAAUUUCUCAUGAGAAUGCCAUGCCAAUCAGGAAACGACGGCCUAGAUUUUCAGAGACUUGUCGAACAUGGAUGCAAGGUCGCUGUGAGCGGGGGUAUAACUGUCGGUAUAUCCACGGGGACCUCGAGUAUGAGCACCCACCAGAUAUCUCGAAUUCUCAGCGACAGAACAAGCCACUCUUUUCCCAGUGGACUUUUACCAUGUACGAUCACAUCAAAGUCCGUGUCGGACCUGGGUUGGCAGUCGAAUCUGUCACGACUGGCUUUGAAACUCCCUGGAUCCAUAUCACUGGUCUCCCAUCCACUAUCACGACAGAUGAGCUCUCCCAGCUCCUACAGAAGUAUGGAGCAGUACAUGACGUCAAGAUUCAUUCCCGACGUCUCCCGAUAAUAGCUGCAAAGGCUCGAUUUUCAAACUAUCCUGAGGCUCAGGCAGCAAACACGGCGCUUGACGGAACCUCCCAAUGGGGUAGCACCAUAUCAGCAAAAUUGUCCCUUAGUACCACCGAUGGGCGAGCGGCAGUAAUAGACGAGACAACCGUCAAAAUUCGAUGGGAAGCACCAUCAAAACAGGCGUAUGCGGGGUACCCCACGCUUGAGCGGGCAGAACAAGCAAUCAGCGUCGCCCGCCUUCGUUACUCGGAAAAUUUUAUCUCUGCUCAAAUUCACGUUGGCAUUCCGGCUGUGGGCAGGCAUACUGUUCACUUUCGGAAUCUACCAAUUAAGACCGAGAAGAAGCACAUGUUCCAGUAUGCUCAGCCAGAAGAUGUGAUGUGGGAGAAGGUCAAUUACAACCACGUCACCUAUGCAACUAACGGACUCAAGAGAAUUCUUGAAUACAAGAAUAUCGAAUAUCUCAAUUUCGAAGUUCUUCCCCCUCCUUAUCGCGACGGUUACGUUCGCGCCUGGGUCCAUUUCACAUCCUCCGCUGCUGCCAAGGCAGCCGUUGCAGCGCUGCACCAUUAUAAUCCGCGCUGUACUGGGAAAACGCGGGUUUUUGCUGACCAUGUCCUCUCUCUCUCGUAUCGGAUUCCCCUACUCAGAUACUCACGCGCUGUGCACGAAGUCGAUGACCUCCGUACCACUCUUUGGCAACGAGGAAAACGCAGCUCCACCAUUUCUUUCACCCAACACGAGAACUCCGUGACUGUGAAGCUCUCAGCAACAGAUGUCAAGGAAUUGGGAGAACUCAAGGUGGAGCUGGAAAGGGUCUUGGAAGGGGAGACCGUUUGUUUAGACGGAAAUCCGAUCUGGGACGGAUAUUUCAAUCGAGCUGAGGGCCGCACCUAUCUGCGUCAGUUGGAAGUUGAGUAUGCGCCUGUCACGAUCUUGGAGAGACCCCAAUCUCGACGAUUGGUUAUUUUCGGUCACCCCUCCAAGCGUGCACUUGUCGCUCGGGAAGUCUUGAAUAAAUACAAGGAAAUCAGCGGGGGUGAAUUCCGCUAUCUCCCUAUUCCUGGUCAUCUUAUGGGCCCUUUCCUGGGAAGACAGUUUGGUCCCCUAACGCUCCUCUUGGGCCCAGAGAAUGUAACGCUCGACAUGUGGAAUCAAAAGUUACGCAUUCGGGGCAAACUCUCGGACUUUCGCGCUGCUCGACAAGCCCUGGAGAAGAUCCGGACACCAUCUCGAGCGAAAGCGACCUCUUGUCCUAUCUGCUUUGGCGAAGUUGAACUACCAAUUAUCCUGUCGUGCCGACACUCAUACUGUCGCACUUGCCUCUCCAGCUAUCUUCUGGCUGCGAAGGACAAUCACCAUUUCCCUUUAUCCUGUCUCGGUCACAAUGCCAAAUGUCCCACCCUCAUUCCACUUUCUGUUGUCCAAGAGUUACUUCCUGUCACUACAUUCCAUGCACUCGCUGAGGCUGCAUUCACAUCUCAUAUCGACACUCAUCCGGCUGAGUUCCAUUAUUGCCCAUCACCCGAUUGCACGCAAGUUUACCGGCCUGCACCCCCCGGGACGGUGCUCCAGUGUCCUUCGUGUCUGGUUAAAAUCUGUCCACGUUGUCAUGUCGAGUAUCAUGAAGGCUUUGAUUGUCCAGAGAAGGAAGGAGGUGAUCGUUUAUUUGACGAGUGGGCUAGAGAUCAUGGCAUCAAACAUUGUCCUGGUUGUAAGAUACCGAUUGAACGUACGGAAGGGUGCAAUCAUGUCACUUGCACGCGGUGUCGGUCCCAUAUUUGUUGGGUGUGUAUGGAGACGUUUCCUCGUGGUGAAGGGAUUUACUCUCAUAUGCGAGCAGAGCAUGGCGGUAUCGGGAUCUAAUGUAACCUAUACUAUGCUUAUGCAGGUGUUUCCGGACGGUUUAUGAAUGUAUGUCUUGUUGAUUAUUUGUAUAUUGUACGGCACAAGUUAAUGUUAAGUAUGUACUUACUACUUACACCACAUAGAUACACUAUGCAUUAUCAUUCUAAGCAGGGCUUGCCUUGCAACAUUUUACUAUGGUUUACGCAAUACGCAGCAGACAAAAAAAUGGACCAGGAUGUGCGAGCUUCAGUUUCAAGUUUUCA
Marasmius oreades (fairy-ring Marasmius) is the source of this 3076-nucleotide messenger RNA. RefSeq lists its product as uncharacterized. NCBI's taxonomy places the organism in Eukaryota, Fungi, Basidiomycota, Agaricomycetes, Agaricales, Marasmiaceae. The transcript is spliced from 5 exons. Gene Ontology annotation, cellular component: ubiquitin ligase complex. The coding region runs from base 207 to 2831 and encodes 874 amino acids. The record is from RefSeq and is a predicted model, not a curated record. Gene Ontology annotation, molecular function: ubiquitin binding; zinc ion binding; ubiquitin-protein transferase activity. Gene Ontology annotation, biological process: protein linear polyubiquitination; proteasome-mediated ubiquitin-dependent protein catabolic process.